UUAUGGAAGGAUACCACAUACUAGAAGAAAUAUGAAGGAGCAGCUUUGAAUCUUGAACAAGGGAAAUUGGCUACCCCAACGCAACUCAGCUUAACUCAGCCUCACUGAACUGAUCCAACACUCCCCAGGCUUGCUAUAGCUCUCUAAUCCUUAGAAUCGUCUUCAAUUCCAGCUAGAAUGCUGUGUCAGGCAUUUCACAGAUUUGGCCAAAAGCUGGUACGCAGACGUCCACUGGAGGAAGAAGUAUUUGAGAUUUCCUUUGAAAGAAGCCUGAGCACUCUGGAUUUAGUGGCCCUGGGUGUGGGCCGCACAAUAGGUGCUGGUGUGUACAUCCUGGCUUGUGAGAUGAUCAGCAAUCAAGCAGGACCAUCCAUCGUGAUCUGCUUUUUGGUGGCUGGCUUAUCUUUUGUGUUGACUGGGCUGUGCUAUGCUGAGAUUAGUGCCUGGGUUCCCCAUUCUGGCUCCUCAUAUCUCUACACCUAUGUCAUUAUUGGUGAACUCUGGGCUUUCAUCACUGGCUGGAACCUCAUCCUGUCCUUUACUGCUGAUACAGUCAUUUAUACCAUGACCUGGGUCUUAACCUUUGAAAACCUGCUUGGGAACCAGAUGUCUCAGACCCUGCGUGAAAGCAUCUCUCAGCAUAUUCCUCAAGUCCUUGCAGACAAUCUAGGCUACUUUGCUGUGGCCCUUCUGUUGUUACUUAGAGAAAUUGAAUAUAUGAAUUUUUAUGAGUUAUUCGCCCUUUCCAAAGUGUUCAUAUUGGUGAAAAUUUUGGUUCUCAGUUUUGUCAUCAUCUCUGGCUUCAUUAAGGGGGACCUGCACAACUGGCAGCUCACAGAAGAGGACUACGUAAAGGCUGGACUCAAUGACACUUCUAAGUUGGGCCCUCUGGGCUCUGGAGGAUUUGUGCCUUUUGGCUUCCAGGGGAUUCUCCGUGGAGCAGCUACUUGUUUCUAUACAUUUAUAGGUUUCAGUAUUAUUGUUACCAGAGUGAAAGAAGUCCAGAAUCCCCAGCGUUCUAUCCCCAUGGGCAUUGUGAUUUCACUGUUCAUCUGCUUUGUGGUAUAUUUUGGUGUCUUUUCUGCACUUACACUUAUGGUGCCUUACUACAAGCUUCAACCUGGGAGCACCUUGCCUGAGGCAUUUCUCCAUAUUGGCUGGGCCCCUGCCUACUAUGUUGUAGGUUUUGGAUUUUUCUGUAGUGUUUGUGGCAUUUUCAUGGGCUUUAUGAACCCCAUACAGUGGGUGAUAUGCAUGAUGGCAGAAGAUGGCCUCCUGUUUCCUGUCUUGACCAGGAUCUAUACCAAUAUAUACCCCCGAUUCAUGGCCACUGUGGUAUUUACGAUUAUUGCAGCAAUCACGAUAUUCUUCUUUGGAAUCACUGAUCUUGUGGAUCUCAGGUCAAUUGGGACACUGGUAUCUUAUUCUCUGGUUGCUUUUUGUGUUCUCAUCAUCAGGUAUCAACCUGAUAGGAGGAAUGGGGGACAUGAAGCAGAGGUGCAGCAACAGAAUGUAUCUGCAGCAGAGAGGCUGACUCUACAGGGACUACUUUUUCCAGGCAGCCCCACCCCCACUCCACUCUCUGGCCAGGUUGUCUAUGUUUGCUCCUCACUGCUUGUUCUUUGCCUCACUCUUCUUUGCCUGGUGCUGGCCCACUGGCCAGUUCUGCUUUCUGGAAACCUAGCAUGGAUUUCAGUGGUUGUGCUCCUCCUGGUGCUCAUCACUGGGAUCACUGGGGUAAUCUGGAGACAGCCGCAGAGCUCCAGUCCCCUUCACUUUAAGGUCCCUGCUGUGCCUCUCCUCCCACUACUGAGCAUCUUCAUGAAUGUUUACCUUAUGAUGCAGAUGACAGCUGGCACCUGGGCCCGAUUUGGUGUCUGGACUCUGAUUGGGUUUGCUAUCUACUUUGCCUAUGGAGUUCAGCACAACCUGGUCACUAACCCCACUUAAGUUAGGGCCCAAACUGUAGAACUUGAACUCAGCAGUGCCAGUACAUAUUUGUUUGAAAUCAUCACACCUGAAUGCAGUAAGUUUUCCCUGCACAGUAAUGGAAUUUACUCCUGAGUUCAUGGAAAGCUAGGCCUCCCAUGGGAUGUUGGUGGGGGAAACACUAAAAGAGCUGUGUAUUUAUGGUGAAGUGAAGGAUAUGUGUUUCCUCCCCCCCCCCUUUUUUUUACUUGUCUCCUUUUCAGUUGUGUCAUUAGCUGCUUUCUGACUUUAAAAAAUUAUUUUUUAAAAGAAAGUUGUAAAAUGUUUUCCUUUUCUUCGUUAAAUAUCUACUAGUAGCUAGGAGGUAGGGAAUGCCCCGCUGGUUCAGUCAGUAUAGCUGACUCUUGAUCUCAACGUGGUGAGUGUGAGCCCAUUUUGCAUGUAGAGAUCGUUUAAGAAAAUAUCCAGUAGCAGAAUUACUGGAUCAUGUGGUAAUUCCUUUUUUAAACUUUUUGAGGAACCUCCAUACUGUUUUCCAUAGUGGCUGCACCAGUUGACAUUCCCACCAAAAGUGCAUGAGGGUUCCUUUUUCUCCACAUCCUUGCCAACACAUUUUCUUGGUUUUUUUUUUUUUUUAUUUUAGCCAUCGUGACUGGUAUAAAAUGAUAUUUGAUGAUGUGAUUGCAGUUUUAAUUUAUAUUUUCCUGAUGAUUAGUGAUGCUAAGCAUCUUUUCAUGAGUCUGUUGGCAAUCUAUAUGUCUUCUUUGGAAAAAUAUCUAUUCAGGAUCUCUGCCCACUUUUUAAUUGGAUUAUUUGUUUCAUUGGUGUUGAGUUGUAUAAGUUCUUUAUGUAUUUUGAGUAUUAAUCCCUUAUUGAAUAUAUCAUUUGGAAAUAUCUUCUCCCAUUCAGUAGGUUGCCUUUUUGUUUUGUUGAUGGUUUCCUUUUCUGGAAACCAAAAGCAAAAGCUUUUUGGUUACAUUAAUUUGUAAAGGUGUGGGGUGCCUGGGUGGCUCAGUCGGUUGGGUGACCAACUUCACUCAGGUCAUGAUCUCACAGGUUGUGAGUCUGAGCCCCAUGUCAGGCUCUGUGCUGAUAGCUCAGAGCCUGGAGCCUGCUUUGGAUUCUGAGUCUCCCUCUCUCUCUGCCCCUCCCCUGCUCUCAUUCUGUCUCUCUCCUUCAAAAAUAAACAUUAAAAAAAUUUGAAAAGAUAUAUGCACCCCUAUGUUUAUUGUAGCAUUAUUUACAAUAGCCAGGACAUGGAAGCAAACCCAAAUGUCCAUCAGUAGAUGAAUGGAUAAAGAAAAUGUGGUACAUAUGUAUAUAUAAUGGACUAUUACUCAGCCAUAGAGAAGAAUGGAAUCUUGGCAUUUGUAACAACAUGGAUGAACUGGGUAGUAGGUGAUUCCAGGGAAGCCAGCUAGAGGCAGGAUUACCCAUAUACUUACCCACUCCUUUAGAUAUUUUUUGAGAGCCUGGUGCAAAAACCUUGUGAGAGCAUCUAAGAUUCUUUUGGAAGAGAGAACGUAUACUACAAAUGGGGAGAGACACAGACUGAAGUAGGAGGAACUACUAACUGGACAAGGAUUGAGACAUCAUUCCUUUGGAAGGAAG
Messenger RNA from Acinonyx jubatus (cheetah), 3540 nucleotides. Its product is annotated as cationic amino acid transporter 3-like. Lineage: Eukaryota; Metazoa; Chordata; Mammalia; Carnivora; Felidae. Gene Ontology annotation, molecular function: amino acid transmembrane transporter activity. The record is from RefSeq and is a predicted model, not a curated record. Gene Ontology annotation, cellular component: plasma membrane. Gene Ontology annotation, biological process: amino acid transport; transmembrane transport. The coding region runs from base 178 to 1950 and encodes 590 amino acids. The transcript has 2 exons.